This is a messenger RNA of Botrytis deweyae, 1538 nucleotides long. RefSeq lists its product as uncharacterized. Gene Ontology annotation, molecular function: methionine adenosyltransferase regulator activity. Bases 234 to 1181 code for a protein of 315 amino acids. Gene Ontology annotation, biological process: S-adenosylmethionine biosynthetic process. Gene Ontology annotation, cellular component: methionine adenosyltransferase complex. The record is from RefSeq and is a predicted model, not a curated record. The transcript is spliced from 3 exons. Lineage: Eukaryota; Fungi; Ascomycota; Leotiomycetes; Helotiales; Sclerotiniaceae.
CACUAUAUGGAGAGAACAUUAUCUUUGGAGAGCAAUGUAACAGAUAAUUCCACAGGUAAUAAGUCUAAUCAAGCCAUAUGCAAAUUCCCCAUCGAUGAUGUAAAUGUGCCUGUUAUAUUCAACGUACCCAGCAAAUCAGGAAGGUCGAAGAACAAGGACAAGAACAAUAACUUUGUCAACUCAACCCACUACCCCCCAACUCGAUAUAUCACAACCACAUCGAUAUAUUCAUCAUGACGAAGACCGCGCUCAUCACAGGCGCAACUGGUUUACUUGGCAGACAAGUUUUAAAAGUAUUUGAUCGAGAAAAUUGGAAUACAGUGGGCACCGGAUUCUCGCGCGCAAAGCCUCCUACCAUUCUCAAGGUAGAUUUGGCUUCCGAGUCUGAAGUUUCAAAGGCGUUGAAUGAAUCCAAACCUCAAGUCGUAAUUCAUUGUGCAGCGAAUAGAUUCCCAGACAAAUGCGACAGCGAUCCUGAAGGAACACGCGCUCUCAAUAUCGCAGCUUCUGCCUCAUUGGCCAAACUCUGCGCCGAACAAUCCAUCCUCCUUAUCUACAUCUCGACCGAUUAUGUUUUCCCUGGCACCGAAGGUGAUGCUCCUUACGAGACAAGCCACACCGUAAAACCCCCGAAUCUAUAUGGAGAAACAAAACAUGAGGGCGAGAAAGCCGUAUUGGCAGAAUAUGAGAAAGUAGGCAAAUCGGGUCUGGGAGUGGUCUUGAGAGUUCCUGUACUCUACGGAGAAGGUGAACCCGAAGAAAGUGCAGUUGGUGUACUUGUCAAAUCGGUCUGGAAAGCCCAAGAAAAAGAUGCCAAUGUCAAAAUGGAUCAUUGGGCCCUGCGCUAUCCUACCAAUACAGAAGAUGUAGGUCGAGUUUUGUCAGAGAUUGCAACCAAAUAUCUUGAAAGUAAAGACCCAUCAUCUUUACCACGAGUCUUGCAAUUUUCUUCAGAGGAUAAAUUUACAAAAUAUGAGAUCUGCCAACUCUUUGCGGAGAUUUUGGGAUUGCCGCUGGAUGGUAUGGUCGCAAAUACAGAGGGAAAUGAUCCAAAUGCUAGUGUGCAGAGACCUUAUGAUUGUCAUUUGUCUACAAAGGCAUUGAAGGACUUGGGAAUCAAUGUUGCUACGAUGGAUUUUACUGGAUUUUGGAGGAGAGAGAUGAAUGCUUUUAGGAAGUAGAAAGCAUCAAGCUGGGAUGCAAAGGUAGUAGCUGAACACGCUCCCAUGUACCACAAUAGUAGUGUUCUCUCACCCAGAAUUCCAUUAUUGGUCAAAUUCGUAUCACAAUGGAAUAUCUAGGAACAACGUCUCGUGUCUCAAGACUGGAAGUUCAAGUAGUUCAAUGUACUUCAAUGGCUAUCAUUGGCAAAACGAUCUAAGAUCUUUCGAGUCUUUCCUAUUUUCCCCCUCUUUUUAGACAGUGCUACCUAUGUAAUGGCUUUCGAACUGGGAGCCCGAUUCUAGUAGCUAUGAAAAAGUCAGACUGAUUCAAAGGUUUGAGUGCUUUCGUAUACUUUAAUAAAAUAUCUAUACCAA